Molecule: messenger RNA, 561 nt
Organism: Helicoverpa armigera (cotton bollworm)
Lineage: Eukaryota; Metazoa; Arthropoda; Insecta; Lepidoptera; Noctuidae
Product: androgen-dependent TFPI-regulating protein
Exons: 2
Coding region: 1-561 (186 amino acids)
Cellular component (GO): endomembrane system; membrane
Source: RefSeq, a predicted model, not a curated record
AUGAGAGUACUGCAAAAUGUGUACUUCAUCGUAGCACUUCUGAAUGACAUCUUCGGGACCAACUCGGCCACGAAAAAGCCGCCACUAAUCCGGCAAUUCAAGGACAUCCUAUUCAGCAUUACGCUCAGUGCUGCUCUUUAUGUGGUCCUAGUAUUCUGGACCUUCUACAUCAUCGACAAGCGGGCCAUCUUCCCUAACGAUGAAAUCGAAAAAAUCUUCCCCAUGUGGCUCAACCUUAUCAUGCACACACUAAUUCUACCAAUUAUUUUAGUAGAAUUAUACCUCACUAAGAGAAACUAUCCUUCAAGGAAAACUGGGUUCUCUGUAGCCAUCUUCUUGACUGCUAUUUAUGCCGUUUACAUUCAUGUUAUUUACUUUAAAUACGGUAUCUGGCCUUACCCAUUCCUGUAUGUUGUUAGUUGGACGACAAAAGGCAUAUAUUUCCUAGGUAGCGCUGCACUGGGCAUGGCUUUCUAUUCGUUCGGUGAAAAGUUAGACGCCAUGGUCUCUGAUAAAAAUAGUAAAGUAACUUACACUAAUGGAACUAAGAAAAUACACUGA